AUGCUAAUGGUCGGGGGCAGUGAUGAUACAGGGAGGUUAGGCCUGAAGCCUUCCCUCAUCCGCACCCCUGGCGCCCCACACCCGCGCGCUUCGGCGGGCGACCCCUCCGCCGCGCACGCGCCCUCCGCGGACUCUCCGCUGACCUUCCCAGGGAAACCCCUUCAAAAGCGUUUCCCCGUCACCUCGCGCCUUCCCCGCCCUUCUUGCUCUUUCCGCUUCCUCCACGCGCCUGCGCGGACCCAAUUAACCCGGGAAACUGCAAAACUGACGUUUGUGCUGUUAGGCGCGCGCGCGCGGCGGGAAAAGAAACCUGGCGAAGGCUGGCCCACGGUCCGCUGUCCGCGCGUCCCUGGGCCUCGAAAGGGGCCCGCCAAGAGCGCGAGAGCGCGCCGCAGGGGCGGGGUGGGAGCGGCAAGCCGGGCGUCUCGCGGCCCCGGGGCUGACGAGGCGGCGAGGGCGGGCGGCGCGGCUCCCGGGGGAGGAGUCUGGCGGUGGUCGGGCCCUGAGGAGCGUGCGGCGGCGCCCAGAGAGGACGCAGUUUUCCGCUCAGGAGUGAGCGGCCGAGGGAGGGCGCGAGGGGAAACCGGAAGGAAGGGGAGGUGGCGGCGCCAGCCUUCCUCUAAGGGAGGCGGAGGCGAGACCCCGGCCCUAGCCGCCGCGGGAGGGCCACGCCCCCGCCGCCGCGCUCCUGGGGCCCAGCGUCUUCGGGGCCGCCGGCCGCACUGGAUCCCAACCCUCAGGACUGAGGGACUCGGUUACUCCAGAGGAUCCACUGAACAUAGGAUGUUGCCACAAAAUCUACCUCGUGUGUUACUCUCUUUUGAGAUGAACAGUUGCAAAUUUGAGCAAGAUGUGUGCAGACUGUGUUGAAAAACUCUGAAGAACCUAA
Messenger RNA from Cervus elaphus (red deer), 889 nucleotides. RefSeq names its product translation initiation factor IF-2-like. NCBI's taxonomy places the organism in Eukaryota, Metazoa, Chordata, Mammalia, Artiodactyla, Cervidae. Bases 1 to 870 code for a protein of 289 amino acids. The transcript has 4 exons. The record is from RefSeq and is a predicted model, not a curated record.